Cyclopterus lumpus (lumpfish) is the source of this 6268-nucleotide messenger RNA. It is a transcript of the gene hdac7a, whose product is annotated as histone deacetylase 7a. Gene Ontology annotation, molecular function: histone deacetylase activity. The transcript has 27 exons. The record is from RefSeq and is a predicted model, not a curated record. Gene Ontology annotation, biological process: negative regulation of transcription by RNA polymerase II; chromatin organization. Gene Ontology annotation, cellular component: histone deacetylase complex. The coding region runs from base 454 to 3342 and encodes 962 amino acids. NCBI's taxonomy places the organism in Eukaryota, Metazoa, Chordata, Actinopteri, Perciformes, Cyclopteridae.
GGGGCCGGACUUUUCUUCUUCUUUUCUUUCUUUUUUUCUCUGCAACUUCCCAGCGCUGAGUCUCAUUUCUUCUUCUUCCUCCUCCUCCUCCUCCUCUGUACUGUCUACUGACAACACCAGCGGAUCUCAGCAUCACCUCCCGCCAGGUUCUCGCUCUCCCGGAUGCACAAGGACUUCUUUCUUUCUUUCCUUCUUUCUUUUUAACUGUCGACCUGGAUUAUUUCCACGCGUUUUUCUUUUUCUUCAUGGAGGUGUCACCGGGUGUUAAUCUUUACAAGAUGGAAUCAGCACCUCUGGGGACCUCAUAAAGACAGACAGACGGGACAACAGAUUUCAAACAGUGGCAGAAGCGCCUGUCUGGGAUUCGCACGCGGAAGGAACAGGAAACACACUCUUGCAGAGAGCAAAGACUCCUCUGUGGCAGUGCAGGUGUCGUACGCAGCCUAGUUUCCCAUGGACCUCAGGGUGGGAGAGCGGGGGAUGCGCCCUGGUUCAGACACAGCGCUUCUCACCCCGCUACACCCGCCUUUACUCCUCACCCCGUUCUCCCCUCAGCCCCGCACCUCCUUCUCCCAACAGCAACUGCACCAGCAUAUCCGGUUUAAUAUGGAGCAGAGGAGGCGAGAGCAGGAGCACCACGAGAAACAACAGGAGUUGCAGCAACUAAAGCACAAAGACAAGAGUCAACAGAGUGCGGUGGCCAGUUCCGUGGUGAAACAGAAACUCCAGGAGGUCAUUCUCAAGAAGCAGAAACAGGCAGCGCUGGAAAGAACUAACUCCAACACUCUGACUGCAUCUCCUGUAGCAUACAGAAAGCUGGGCCCGGACCCCGGAGCGUCCUCCCAGACUCUGGUCUCGUCUCCGCCACAGCCCUCUCCUGACCGCUCAGAACGGACGCCGCUGCGCAGAGCAGCGUCUGAGCCCAAUCUGAAGGUGAAACACAAGCUGAAGAAACACCUCAACACCCGCAAGAGCCCGCUCACCCGCAAAGAGAGCGCCCCGGCCACUGUCAAGCACCGAGUACCUGACACACUGGACUCCUCCCCCAGCAGCAGCAGCACUCCAGUCUCUGGCUGCAGUUCUCCCAAUGACAGUCUUCCCAAUGAGAAUGGGCUACUGCCAUCUGCAGGCGGACUCUCGCAUGAGGCUCAGAGGCUGCUGCUAAGAGAUGGCACCAUAGCUAACUUCACCAUCCAAAGUCCCUCCACUCUGCCCACCAUCACACUGGGACUACCAGCCAACGCCAGGGCCGAAGGAGAGCGGUCCUCUCUGAGAGUCGGCCGGGUGCCAGUGGUUACAGCAGGGGGCUCGCCGGUCUUCCUCCCCCCGAGCAGAGAGGACCAGGCUGGGCAGCGGAACCCUCAUCUGCCUCUCAUCAUCCUGGAACCCUCUGGACUGGUACACACUCCGCUACUCACUGUUCAAGGCAUGGACACCGUCCAGCUGCAGUUUGCCCCCCAGUUAGACCACCUCACCCCAGGAGGAGCUCAUCCUCACAAGCCACUGAGCAGAACACGCUCGGAGCCACUCCCCCAGAGCCCGCGGACCCUUCACACACACCUCCUCCAGCAGCAGCACAACACGCAACUACUAGAGAGGCUCAAACAGCAAACUCACCUGGGCAAGCUGAUGUCUAAGUCCAGCGAGAAGCCCAGGCUGCACCAGAUCCCCUCUGAGGACAUGGACUCUGAGGAAGGUGGCGGGAGGCCGCCCACAGAGCCAACCUACCAAAGCAUAGUGAGGGCGGAGUCACUGAGGGGGGCGGAGCCGACAGCAUCCAAGAGCCAAGAAGAGCAACUUAACCUGCAACAUGCACUCAUACUCAACCAGUCGUUGCUAUGGGAGCAGCAGAAGCAGCUGCAGCAGCUGCAUCGACAGAUGGAGACCCUGGCGGUACCCAUGCUGCGGGGCGGCGGUGGCGGGGUUGGCAGUGGGCUGGGAGUCCAUCGGCCCCUGUCACGUACACAGUCCUCCCCAGCCUCCACCUCUCUCACUCUGCCUGAGAAACCCCUGAGCCUGGACGGCAGCAGCAAACCCCGCUUCACCACUGGCCUGGUGUAUGACUCUCAGAUGCUGAGGCACCAGUGUACGUGUGGAGACAACAGCAGUCACCCAGAGCAUGCUGGGAGGAUACAGAGCAUCUGGUCCAGACUACAGGAGAGAGGCCUGAGGGGACAGUGUGAGACGAUUCGCGGUCGCAAAGCCACGAUGGAGGAGCUGCAGUCGGUCCACACCGAGCGCCACGUGUUGCUCUACGGCACCAACCCGCUCAACAGACUCAAACUGGAUAACCGCAAGCUGGCCGGAAUCCUCUCUCAAAGGAUGUUUGUGAUGUUACCAUGUGGGGGAGUAGGGGUGGACAACGACACCAUCUGGAACGAGUCGCACACGUCAACGGCAUCGCGCAUGGCAGCGGGCAGCGUUGUGGAGCUGGCCUGCCGAGUGGCCAAAGGAGAGCUGAAGAACGGCUUUGCUGUGGUCAGGCCGCCGGGGCAUCACGCAGACCCUUCUAAUCCAAUGGGUUUCUGUUACUUCAAUUCUGUGGCCAUAGCCGCCAGGAAGCUCCAACACAGGCUCAGCGUCAGCAAGAUCCUGAUUGUCGACUGGGAUAUUCACCAUGGCAACGGCACCCAGGAAGUGUUCUACAGCGACCCCAGCGUGCUCUACAUCUCACUUCAUCGCUACGACGAUGGGAACUUCUUCCCGGGCAGCGGGUCGCCGGCUGAGGUUGGUUCUGGAGCGGGCGAGGGCUUCAACGUGAACGUGGCGUGGACAGGAGGACUGGACCCACCCAUGGGGGACGCCGAGUACCUCGCUGCAUUCAGGUCUGUGGUGAUGCCCAUCGCCCAGGAGUUCUCUCCGGACUUCGUCCUGGUGUCGGCCGGGUUCGACGCUGCCGAGGGCAACCCCGCUCCUCUGGGAGGGUACAAGGUCUCCGCCAAAUGUUUCAGCCACCUGACCCGCCAGCUGAGGUCUCUAGCAGGGGGUCGUGUGGUCUUGUCCCUCGAGGGGGGUCACGACCUUACAGCUAUAUGCGACGCAUCUGAAGCUUGUGUCAGUGCACUCCUGGACAUACAGGACCCUCUGCCAGAAGAAGUCCUACUCCAGAAGCCCAGCGCUAAUGCAGUCCACUCCCUGCAGGCCGUCAUACAGAUACAAAGUCAGUACUGGCAGAGUGUGAAGGCUCACAGCGGAUCCGUGGGUGUGUCCUAUCUGGCGGCGCAGAGAAGAGACUGUGAGGAAGCCGACGCCGUCAACGCUCUGGCCUUGCUCUCCGUGGGAGUCCUUUCCAACGAGAGCCUCCCCGACGAGCCGAUGGAGGACGACAGCAACUCCAUGUAACCGAAUCCGACCAAAUCGAACCUUCAGGAUUCGGACCCACGAAACACCUGGAGCCUCGGAUCUGCUGCAUUGUCACACGAUGGGGGGAGGGGGGCGUGUUUGUAAUUCCACUGAGCCCCACCCAUCUGCCUUAUCCAAACUCGCGCACAUCCACCGACAACACACAAUACUGAGCCUCUGACCUGCAGUACGAGCACCGCUCAGCUGGGAAAACCUUCUGAAAUCUCACCAAAGAGACUUUUAAUACCUUCCGUGUCUCCUGACUGACAUUGGGAUUGGUGUGUGUGUCCAGAGGUCCAGCGGCACAGCUCUGUGACCACAAACCGUAGAGCAACAGACAAAAUGCCGUCCAGCUCUGAUUUCUCUUGACACACUAUGUACCAGCAGACAUUUUUUAUUGCCUUAACUUUGCCUUAACGUGAGGACCAACGGGGUUUUCAGAACGACGAGACUUCACGUCAUAAAUCCCUCUGGCUUUAUGAAUGAAGCUAUGACAUCAGACGCAUACGCAGAGAGGAAGAGGAAGUGGCCACGGCGUGCAGAAAGAAUACAGUAAAUAAGAAACAGAGAUUGUCUGCUUUAAUGAUGUCAUUACAUGCAGUUUAACCACUAAAAGAAGACAACAAAGAACUGGAGGAAAAGAGAGAGGGGGGAGAAAAAAAACGAAGACACAACAAGGACAACUGUGGUUUUGUCGAAACAAAGAAAAAGGCAAAAGUCCUUGUUGUUUUAUUGCACUGCUCAUUCCAUAAUGUGAACCAUAAGAAAUUCCAAAGCUCUGGGAUAUAAAGAAAAAGAAAAACAACAACUCCUCUCUGUAGGUUAUUUAAUAGUUUGUUUGUUUUCUUUUUGAAGAUUUGGAUGAAAAUUGUGUCUGCUAUAAUUGUCCCUGCUAUGACUCGCUCUAAGGACGCGUAUUGGCCGAAAUACCAGUUGCAUUUCCUAUGAAGUUAAUCCAAAAAGUAGGCAAGAUUUUUAUGAGCAGGAAGAUUCUUUCACUGCUGUUCAGUGUCUUAGAUGCAGAAACACACACACACACACACACACACACACACACACACACACGUACAAAGCAAUGAUGAACUGUCGAUGUACCACUAGUAUUAAAUACUGUAUAUGAUUGUUUAUAUUUGAGACUAAAGGAGCGUUCAUUCCACUGUGGCACCACAGAGGACCAUUGUAUUGUUCUAGUAGCAAUAAUGUUAAUGCACUUAAUGGACAUCACCCAAAGAAAAACUGCCUUAAGACAGCCUGCACUUGGCUCUGGGACUGUGUGGAAGCAACACAAGGGGCUACUAAGCAGAGCAAUCCCAGUGACUCAACGUUUCCACCUGUGGAUUUAGGUGAACAUCAUGUAUGCAGACUUGUUGUUCUUCUGUUUGUUUAUUUUCGAUGAUGAGCUUGGUUUGAAUGUUUUCCAGUUCCAGGCUUUAUCGCGGUCCAAUUGAGGAAACUAAUGCAUUGUGUUUUGCUUUUGAGGUGAACUCGAGUCGUUUAGUUUGUUGUGCAGCUGCUUAACAGCAGCUCUUCUUGUCGACGUGGAGGUGACGUUGAACAAUGUCCUCCCCGCCCCGCUGUCGGGGCGCGGCGAGGGCUCUGCAUUCCAAAAGUGAACAGAAAACAGUAUAGUUUGGAGGUUUCUGUUGAAAUCCAUUUUGUAAGUCUUAAUAAGUCAAUUUGACAAAGUUGUUAUCGAGAGUUUUUGUUAUAAGCUUCUAAAACUGCAUCCGGGCACUAAAACAUUGAUGUCUGACCACUCGCACGGAUUUGUCCACAACGUGUUGCCUUGGAGCUUCCGAUUGACUUUUUACAUCCAUGAGGGAAUUUGAAGCGGCACAAUCGGAUUUCUAACUCUUGUCUGGAAAGAUUGGAUUAGAGAAGAAAGAAUAGAUUUUAAAAAAGACCCUUGAUUUUCUGUGUAUAUGUAGCUUUUUGUUAAAAAAUAAAUAAAUAGCACAGUCUCCAGAGCGAGUUAAUGGGACUGGUGGGGAGCGUGACCAUUUAGGCAUCUGGGUAGGAAACUGUAUGUGUGCUCCUUUUCUUUAGUCUGACCCUGGGCAUUGUCUGCCCAACAGAAGAAGGCCUUGUAUAUUAACACAACGACAAUAGAGCGAUAAUUCAGAUUUUGCCUUUGCAGAAGUCCCACUGCUGUUGCACUACUGCCUCAUUCCAGUAGGAAUUAUUAGGAAAACGUUGGAUUAGCGUUCUGUAAUGGGUGUAACUGAAAAGCGCGUCGUUCUUUCGGUGUUGUAAAUAGUGUUCCCAAGCAGCAAGUGACGGCAUGGAAACAAUAUGCUGUGUCUCUCUUAUCCGGCAGGUGCACAAGGCGCCCACGGUGUCAUGGUGUGCGUGUGUGUGUGUGUGAGUGUGAGAGGGAGAGAGCAUUGGCGACUGCAUUUGCACUAAUGCAUAUGUUAAAUGUGUUUUGUGCAUGCAUUUGCCAAUGUUAGCGUAUGUGUGUGUGUGUGUGUGUGUGUGUGUGUGUGUGUGUGUGUGUGUGUGUGUGUGUUUGCCCGUCUCAUACUGUAAAUGACCUCCUGUAUUAUAUUCCCAGUGGCUGUUCUUUCAUCUUAUGGAGAGGCCAGUAUUGCCUCAACUCUUAAUUCCCUUUAUUAUUGAUGUCAUAUGUACCUUCUUAAAGAAAGACUGUAAAUAGAAACUCCAUGACCAAAGUACACAUGUCACACAUGUGCCUUGAUGCAUUCAGCAGUCGUGUCUGUCUGUAUUGGUAACUCUUAACUAACUGGACUUACAGUAACUGUGUAGUAUCUAUAAACGUGACAUUGACAUGCUCUUCUUUAUCAUUUACCUGUAUGUUUUACUUUCCUUCACAUUUCCUUUCACGUGUAUGUAUAGAAAGAUUGUCUAUUUUGUACUGUUAUUUUUGUCUUUUCCUCUUGAAUAAAACGAUAAUUUCCAGUAUAAA